AUGGUGAUGAAUGAUUCAGGCCACAGGGUGUCGCGCGCCUCCAACAUGUCCAACUCGACCACUGCCGGCGCCAGCGUGGGCAGCAACGCUGCUAACAACGCAGACGACUCUGCGUCGACGAUUACCGUCAACACGACUCCCAAAGCCGCUCCGAAUUUCCCUCCGCCCAAAACCGACAAGCCACGCCCGCACGUCUGUUCCACCUGCCAGCGCUCCUUUGCUCGAUUGGAGCACCUGAAGCGACAUGAGCGCUCCCACACAAAGGAGAAGCCGUUUGAGUGCCCCGAGUGCUCGCGAUGCUUUGCCCGCCGCGAUCUGCUGCUCCGUCACCAGCAGAAGCUGCACCAGACGUCGACGCCCUCAGCGCGGCCUCGAAACCGCCGAGAGUCGACCAGCGGCGUGCCCCCGGGCCAGAGCCGGGCUCGCAAGAACAGCGUUGCGGGCGCCAGCCAGGCCGCGGCGGUUAACAACCCCGGCUCCAACACCAUGCGUCCGCGUGCAAACACCAUCAGCCAUGUUGACGGCGCCGCCAUGCAGAUGAUCGCCUCGGCGAAUGCAUCCGUUGCUAGGAGCAUGCACGGCGGACACAGCCGCCACCCCAGCCUGGCCGGUCUGCCGAUGCACAACUUUGACCAGGUGUUUGCGGGCAUGUCCAUGGCCGCCAUGGGCCAGAGAACCAUGAUGCACGGACUCCCGAAGCUGGAGACGGGGCAAAUCGGCGGUACCGAUUUUGAAAACGCCCUCCGCACAGCGCCACCUCUCUCUGCUUUUAACCCCGAGUUUGAUUUCGAAAGCCUUUUGUUUGGGCCGGGCACCACCAUCAACCCCAACGCCCUCCACUAUAAUGAUUCCCCUCCCUCGAUGGUAAUGGAGCAGGCCUCCCCGUUCGCGUCGGCCAUCAGCGAUGUGCCGCCGAACCCAACCUUUGACGACACAUUUGACUGGCUGAGCGGUUUUGACCAUCAAAUGUCAUUUCAGACAAACGAAAACGUGGUGGACGAGUCGAGCCCGUCGGCGCUUAGCACGACGAGCCAGAGUGGGAUUAGCGAUGUCAUGUUGGAUGGUUCAAAUCACCCUGCACCGGCCGGGACGAGUACCAUGUGGCAACCCUCCGUGAUGGGACCCCCGCAGAUGCCGAAUCCCUUUGCUAUGGAUCUGAAUGGUUCAGUCUUUCCGGAUCUCCUCAAUGGAGCUCCUUUAUCACCUCAGCCAGCUACUCAAAAGAUCAAUGACCCAUACUUCUCCACGCCCCCACCAUCGCUGAGCUCGUUGAGCCCUUCCGUCGUAUCUGGAUUGAACACGCAGAGCAUGAACCAGACCCUUGGCUUCAAUGCCGGCCCGGAAACCCCAUCGUCCCUCAACGGCGUUAACCAUGGCGCUUCGCCCGUAACCACAAUUACAGAUGCCACUAGGACUACCAUUGUGAAUAUCCUCUCCCAGUGCCUGCCUUUUGGAGGCCGUAAAUACUCCUUUACCUCUCAUACCUCACCGCAGUCGCCGCAGUUCCAAUCGUCAUCGGCCGGGCCCACCCCUUCUGCUCCGGCUGUCAACGUGCCCAGUACCCAGAAUCUACAGCGUUAUGUCUCAGCCUACAUCACUUAUUUCCAUCCCCAUUUCCCCUUUUUGCACCUGCCCACGUUGUCCUUUGAUAUGUCCACGUCCUCCUCGACUGGUCGCCAAAAUGGUGUAGGCGGUAGUGGGUGUCUGGUGCUUGCGACGGCUGCCAUUGGCGCCUUAUAUGAAAUGGAGCACGCCCAGUCCAAGGAACUCUUCAAUAUGGCUAAGAAGAUGAUCUUUUUCUAUCUCGAAGAAAGACGCAAAGCAGAUGUUCGCAAAGCAGAUAUCCGACGCAGCUCACACAGCGACUCCGACCACCACACGCCGUCCUCGUCAUCGCAAGGUAGGGAUAGCUCAGCGCAUACGCCUGUCUGGCUCGUUCAGGCCAUGCUGCUCAACGUCGUGUACGGCCAUAACUGCGCCGACAAGACCAUUAGUGACAUCGCCUCGACUCACUGUGCAGCGCUCGUCAGCCUCGCCCAAGCCGCCGAUCUGCUACGCCCUGAACAAGACGGCUUCGAGGACACUCGGAUGAAUGAUGACUCAACGUGGAACAGGAAAAGUGAAGCUGAGGAGCGACAAGAGUGGCUGCAGUGGAAGCGGAAAGAGGAGCGCAAGCGCACGCUCUACGCCGUCUUCAUCAUGUCUAGCCUUCUCGUCGCUGCUUACAACCACACUCCGGCGCUGACCAAUUCGGAAAUCAUGCUGGAUCUGCCUUGUGACGAAGAAUUCUUCGCUGCCGAAUCAAGCUCUGCCUUCUUCGCCAAGGGCGGAGUUGAGGCUGCCAACCACAAUAGGCUCAAGUUUGCUGACGCUCUCGGAGAGCUCCUGCGCACAAAUGAGCGACAGCAGAAGCACAUGGCUGCGCUGAAUGGCGGACAGCUCUCGCCAGCAACACUGCCACCGUCGAAUCUCAAGCCUAGCACUUUCGGCUGUCUAAUCUUGAUCAACGCUUUGCACAACUAUAUCUGGGAAACCCGGCAGAGGCAUCACAACAAAGUCUGGACUAACGAAGAGACGGAAAAGAUGCACCGACACAUUGAGCCGGCUUUAAAGGCGUGGCAAGCCGCUUGGUCCAGUAACCCGAAGCACUCCGUGGAGCGACCAAAUCCGUUCGGCAUGGGGCCACUAUCUGCCGACGCAAUUCCUUUACUCGACUUGGCAUACGUGCGGCUCUUUGUCAACCUGUCCAGGUCAAAGGAGAAGUUUUGGCAACGAGAUUGGGAUGGCAUGGCAGAGGAAUUGGCCCGGGGGACAGAGAUUGUUCAGCAUGCCGAGCACUCACCGUCAUCCAACGUGGAACCAGUUAGUAACGAUGCCUUUGACAGCACCCUCUUUACCGGCUCUCCUUCAAUGCCGCCAUCAGCACUGGAUCUCUCGAACAAGUUUUCAAAUACGCCCAACGGCUCUCCCUUCGCUACUCGAACCAUUUCCCGUCGCGAACGUCAUCUGCGGAAGGCUGCCUUUUAUGCGGCCGAUUCGUUGGCCAUGUCGGAUAAGCUUGGAGUGACAUUUGCUGAUUUCACCAGUCGUGAACUUCCCCUGCAAUCCGCCAUGUGCGCUUUCGACUGCGCACAGGUUCUUGCCGAAUGGGUUGCCACCGUACAGGACAGGGUUGGCCGCUACCUAGGAGUUCUUGGCCGAGAUCACCUUGAUGCCACACAAAUGCCUGCCAUCAUGCUGCUGGAAGAAGAAGAUGUUCAACUACUAGAAAAGAUACAGGGAGUGCUGUCCUCGGCAGAGAUGAAGAUCAGCAUGGAUCUCAUGGGAAGUUUGAAUUCUGACGACGGAUAUAACGGCUUCGCAACUAAGAUUCUUCGCGUCACUUCUCAGAUGCUGGACAAAGCAGCUGUUUGGCCAGUUACUCACUUAAUGUCCCGAUGCCUUGACGUUCACGCCAAUCAUAUGCGAGCCAGGACAGACAAGUCGAUCUUGGCAACGGAUUAG
Messenger RNA from Trichoderma asperellum CBS 433.97, 3504 nucleotides. RefSeq lists its product as uncharacterized. Gene Ontology annotation, biological process: regulation of transcription by RNA polymerase II; DNA-templated transcription. NCBI's taxonomy places the organism in Eukaryota, Fungi, Ascomycota, Sordariomycetes, Hypocreales, Hypocreaceae. Gene Ontology annotation, cellular component: chromatin. Gene Ontology annotation, molecular function: DNA-binding transcription factor activity, RNA polymerase II-specific; RNA polymerase II cis-regulatory region sequence-specific DNA binding; zinc ion binding. The record is from RefSeq and is a predicted model, not a curated record.